Messenger RNA from Rotaria socialis, 939 nucleotides. NCBI's taxonomy places the organism in Eukaryota, Metazoa, Rotifera, Eurotatoria, Philodinida, Philodinidae. The record is from the annotation of a GenBank genome assembly.
AUGCCUGGUUUUACAAUCGCUUCCAUACUUGGAAAUAAUCAUUCAUCAGCAAUGACGCAUAAUUUAAAAAGAAAGAAUUCCGAUAAUAUUGAUGAACAUCAAUCUAAUAAACGACAAACAAUUGAAACACCUGAAGUUUCGUCGUCAACAUCAUCCGUUUUACUUCUACAAAAUUUAUCAUCGGACAGUAGCAAUAAUAAAUUGUUGGCCAAUGAUGAAGAACAUGAUUCAUCAACUGACCAUCAUAGUUGUGAUGAACGGUCACGAAAAGUACGACGAAGUCGAACAACAUUUUCAACAUAUCAAUUACAUCAACUUGAACGUUCAUUUGAGAAAACUCAGUAUCCAGAUGUAUUCACACGCGAAGAACUCGCUAUGAGAUUGGAUUUAAGUGAAGCACGUGUACAAGUUUGGUUUCAAAAUCGUCGGGCUAAAUAUCGUAAACGCGAAAAAGCUCUAGGACGCGAAAGCCCCAAGUUCAUGGGCCCACACGACUUAGAAUCAUUUCGUCAUCAAAUGUCAACUUAUCUAUCCAAUGCUUUAACAGGAUCUGUUAUGAACGGAACAAAUUCUAAUACCAAUAAUAAUAAUAAUAAUAAUAAUGAUCGACAACAAAUAUCAGUUCCUCCACCACAUUAUCUACCAUUUUUGAUGGGUCGAAUUGAUGAAAAAGUUUUAGCACGUUUACCACUCACAGCUAAUCAUUCAAGCCUUGAUUUACUUUACCAACAUCAUCAUCAACAACAGCAACAGCAACAGCAGCAGCAUCACAAUCAUCAUUCAACACAAUCGCCCAAUAUAAAUAUAUCGUCAGCAUCACCAACAUCAUCAUCGUCAAAUUCUUCAACAUCAGAUAUUCAUGAAGACACGUCAUCUUAUUUAACAACAUUUAAUCAUCAUAGACGCGUAAAAUUAGAGUUGCAAGAUGCGACUGCUUAA